AUGCUUGCUUCACCUCUACAACCUCAUGAUGUUUCCUUGUCACACUUCACAAAGCCACAAACUAAACAGAGCGCUCCCACUGAAAUGUCUCCUCGUGAGAUUGCUCAAUCAUGGCUAGACCGCUUCUCGGCUGUCCUCUCCUCUGGUGAUGCUUCCCGUCUAUCUACCGUCUUGCAUCAAGACAGCUGGUGGCGUGACCACGUAGCCCUGUCCUGGGAUCUCCGUACCCUCCACGGUCUCCCUGCCAUAACAUCCUUUCUAUCACCCAUCCUCUCGUCCGUGAACCUACAUCCAUUGUGCUUGGCUUCAGACAAUGAAGCAUACCCUCCUUCCCUCGUCAACCCUCUCCCAGAACUCGAUUGGAUCCAGUCAAUCUUCACUCUCGAGACCAGCACAGGCAGAGGUCGUGGUUUCCUCCGUUUAGCCCAAGCCGAGGAUGGAGACUGGAAAGCUCACAUGCUGUACACCGCCCUCGACGAAAUCAAAGGCCACGAGGAAACUACCGGCGCACGCCGCUCCCACGGAGGCCAAAACUCGUCUCUGGGUGGCAACUGGUUUGAGCGCAGACAAAAGACCUACGACUUUACUGAUGAAGAACCUACUGCGCUGAUCAUUGGAGCAGGCCAAGCUGGCCUCAAUCUCGCUGCCAGACUGCAAGCGCUAGGUCUUUCUACGCUGAUCGUGGACAGACAGACUCGUGUGGGAGACAACUGGCGCUCUCGCUACCGUACCUUGGUGACCCAUGACCCUGUGACCUAUGCACACAUGUCCUAUCUCCCUUUCCCGUCCAACUGGCCCCUCUACACGCCCAAAGACAAACUCGGAGAUUGGUUCGAGGCAUAUGCCAGUCUGAUGGAACUAAACAUCUGGCUCUCCACCUCCGUAACCUCAGCAUCCUAUUCACCCUCCUCCAAGCGCUGGACCGUAGCCCUCNAAAAGGCAGACGGGAGCACCAGAACCUUGCACCCCUCCCAAUUAAUCCUCGCCACAGGCCACAGCGGCGAACCACGCAUCCCUUCCUUCCCAGGCCAAGACUCCUUCAACGGAACCAUCUACCACGGCAGCACCCACAAAGACGCCACUCCCUCUUCAGCGCAAGGCAAGAAGAUCCUCGUCGUCGGCACCGGCAACAGCGGCCACGACAUUGCCCAAAACUAUCAUGAAGCCGGUGCCGCCUCAGUAACCAUGCUACAACGCAGCGGCACCUAUGUCCUCCAAGCCGAAAAAGGAGGCCAUAUGUUACACGCAGGAACCUAUGAUGAAACCGGUCCUCCGACCUCAGCCGCAGACAUCUAUUCCCAAUCCCUACCUCUGCCCGUCCAAUUCGCCCUCGGCAGAAAUCUCACUGCAGCAAUCAAAGAAGCCGAAGCCGAAAAUCUCCAAGGAUUGGAAAAAGCAGGAUUCAAAGUCGACUUUGGACAUGAUGGAUCAGGUCUCUUCAGAAAAUACAUGACCAAAGGUGGCGGCUACUACAUUGAUGUAGGUUGCAGCUCGCUCAUAACCUCCGGCGCUGUAAAAGUCGUCCGCUGCGAACAGGGCAUCAGCCAUUUGUCCUCUGAUGGCGUCCACCUCGCAGACGGCAACUUUGUCGCUGCUGAUGUGGUGGUGCUCGCGACCGGCUACGACAACAUGCGUACUUCCUGCCGCAAAAUCCUCGGUGACGAAAUUGCUGACCAUGUCUCUGAUGUUUGGGAUUUGGAUGACGAGGGAGAGUUGAAUGGAGUAANNAUGUGGCGACCCUCCGGCCACCCCUCUGGAAAAUUCUGGUACAUGGGAGGAAACCUCGCGCUCUGCCGUAUCUACAGCAAGUUCCUGGGUUUGCAGAUUAAAGCCAUCGAAGCUGGUGUGCAUGAGAUAUAA
Messenger RNA from Aureobasidium vineae, 1860 nucleotides. NCBI's taxonomy places the organism in Eukaryota, Fungi, Ascomycota, Dothideomycetes, Dothideales, Saccotheciaceae. The record is from the annotation of a GenBank genome assembly.